Molecule: messenger RNA, 342 nt
Organism: Knipowitschia caucasica
Lineage: Eukaryota; Metazoa; Chordata; Actinopteri; Gobiiformes; Gobiidae
Source: the annotation of a GenBank genome assembly
AUGUGUCCCGGGGGUAUAUUCCACCAACCUGCUCUUGUCCCACCGGAGAACCAGCCAAACCGAGGAGGAGUAGGGAGUGAGUUCAUCCCAAUUACAGACGCGGGUAACGGGCCUAAUGAGGAGACAGGUGGCCCCGUCAUGGAGAAAAGCCCCGCGCGGUCAUUAAAGCUAACAAAGGCGCCCCCUACGGCUGGGAUUAGGGGCUGCGGCAGUCAAUACACCCCCCAUCCCUCCCUUCGCCUCUUCCCUAUCCCGUUGCCUUUCUGCUCUUUAUCUGCAGCGUGUUUGGGGUCUGCGUGCGAUAAUCAGACCGCGGGCAAGAGUUUGAAGAGCUACGUGUGA